Messenger RNA from Brassica oleracea var. oleracea, 1803 nucleotides. Its product is annotated as VAN3-binding protein. Lineage: Eukaryota; Viridiplantae; Streptophyta; Magnoliopsida; Brassicales; Brassicaceae. The transcript has 7 exons. The record is from RefSeq and is a predicted model, not a curated record. The coding region runs from base 100 to 1506 and encodes 468 amino acids. Gene Ontology annotation, biological process: phloem or xylem histogenesis; leaf vascular tissue pattern formation; auxin-activated signaling pathway.
CUCUCCAUUGACAACCUUUCACUUCCAUCAACACUCUCUCUCUCUCUCUUUAUCUCCACUCAUCAAUCUCUCUCUUUCUUGCCCCACUCUCUCUCUAGAAUGGAAAGACCCAUGGUUCCAACAUGGAGACCCGACCCGGUUUACCGACCACCGGAGACGCCUCUGGAGCCGAUGGAGUUCCUCGCUCGCUCUUGGAGCGUCUCAGCUCUCGAGGUCUCGAAGGCUCUGACACCUUCGAACCCUCAGAUUCUCCUCUCCAAAACCGAAGAAGAAACCAUCUCCGGCGACGGCGGCGAUACGGAGGAGAACGGACUUGUCUCUGGAAACACCUUCUCCUUCGCGUGUUCAGAAACUUCUCAAAUGGUGAUGGAUCGUAUCUUGUCUCACUCUCAAGAAGUGUCACCAAGAACAUCCGGUCGGCUUUCACACAGUAGUGGCCCUCUCAACGGUUCUUUAACCGACAGUCCUCCCGUCUCUCCUCCCGAAUCCGAUGACAUUAAGCAGUUUUGUCGGGCGAACAACACAGCACUGAACAACAUUAACUCCCAGUUCCGUUCCACGGCCACUACUCCGGGACCUAUAACCGCCACAGCUACACAGUCCAAGACGGUGGGACGCUGGCUUAAGGACCGGAGGGAGAAGAAGAAGGAGGAGACUCGAGCGCAUAACGCUCAGAUUCACGCGGCUGUCUCCGUCGCUGGCGUUGCUGCAGCUGUUGCCGCCAUCGCAGCAGCCACCGCCGCGUUUUCUAGCUCCGGGAAGGAUGAGCAGAUGGCUAAAACCGACAUGGCGGUUGCUUCUGCCGCGACCCUCGUUGCUGCUCAGUGUGUGGAGGCUGCUGAGUUAAUGGGAGCUGAGAGGGAGCAUUUGGCUUCUGUUGUUAGCUCCGCGGUUAAUGUUCGCUCUGCCGGAGAUAUCAUGACUCUCACCGCCGGUGCUGCCACAGCUCUAAGGGGCGUGGCGACCUUGAAGGCGAGGGCGAUGAAGGAAGUGUGGAACAUUGCAUCAGUGAUACCAAUGGACAAGGGACUCACUUCUACUGGAGGAUGCAGCAAUGUUCACAAUGGUAGCAACGGUAGUUCGAGCAGUAGUCACAGUGGGGAACUUAUGCAACAGGAGAAUUUCUUGGGAACUUGUAGCAGAGAAUGGCUUGCUAGAGGUUGCGAACUUCUCAAACGCACUCGCAAAGGUGAUCUCCACUGGAAAAUAGUUUCUGUUUACAUCAACAAGAUGAAUCAGGUUACACUGAAGAUGAAGAGCAAGCAUGUUGGCAAAACCUUCACCAAGAAGAAAAAGAACAUUGUGCUUGAAGUGAUCAAGAAUGUUCCAGCCUGGCCUGGACGACAUUUGCUUGAGGGAGGAGAUGAUCUGAGAUACUUUGGUUUGAAGACUGUCCUGCGAGGUGAUGUGGAAUUUGAAUGCAAGAGCCAGAGGGAGUAUGAUAUGUGGACGCAAGGUGUUUCGAGGCUUCUUGUGGUCGCUGCUGAAAGGAGAUUUAGGAUGUGAAUAAACCGUUUUAAAAAGUCUGCCUAGUAUGUGAGUGCGUUUUAACUUAUGGGGUCAAAAUUAAAACUUUAGUAAACUUUAGGGGUUCUUUUAAGGUAAUGUUUUGUGGGUGGGUGUAGGAAUGUAAUGGACCUACUUAGUCAAGGUUUCAAAAACGAAGGUGGGGAAGGGUUUGGUUUUUGAUAAACAAAACUUAGUGGGGUGAUCUGUAAUGUUUAAUUUCUUAGGUCUCUUUGUGUUGGUGGUCAUUUUGUAUAAAAAACAAAGUUGAAGUAAGAGAUAAUAUUUUAUAUUAUU